Molecule: messenger RNA, 1602 nt
Organism: Mizuhopecten yessoensis (Yesso scallop)
Lineage: Eukaryota; Metazoa; Mollusca; Bivalvia; Pectinida; Pectinidae
Product: receptor-type guanylate cyclase Gyc76C-like
Exons: 7
Coding region: 1-1602 (533 amino acids)
Biological process (GO): receptor guanylyl cyclase signaling pathway; intracellular signal transduction; cGMP biosynthetic process
Molecular function (GO): peptide receptor activity; guanylate cyclase activity
Source: RefSeq, a predicted model, not a curated record
AUGUCAGCUGUGAACACUAAAUUCUAUCAGUUUGCCGUCCAGUUAAAUGAUAAAACGCAGGAACUUGAGCAGAAGAAGAAAGUAACCGAGGAACUUCUGUACCAAAUGAUCCCAAAGUCAAUAGCUCACCAACUACAAAACAAGGAAAAGAUCUCGGCAGAGUUCUUUGACGCAGUGACAAUAUUCUUUAGUGACAUUGUCGGAUUUACCUCUAUAUCUGCCCGAUGUUCUCCAAUGCAGGUGGUGGAAUUGCUGAAUAGUUUGUACUCCACUUUCGACAUUCGGAUAGACACUUACGAUGUAUACAAGGUGGAGACCAUUGGAGACGCAUACAUGGUUGCCAGUGGGGUACCCGAAAGGAACGGGGACAAGCACGCCGAGGAGAUCGCAACUAUGGCCAUAGAUCUACUGGCAGCUAUAAAACAGGUGAAGGUGCCCCACACCAAUUCCGACCACGUCCAGAUCAGGAUCGGAUGUCAUACAGGCGCAUGUGUAGCUGGCGUGGUCGGUCUGAAGAUGCCUCGUUACUGCCUGUUUGGGGACACGGUCAAUACAGCAUCGAGAAUGGAGGCAAACAGUCAACCAUUAAAGAUCCAUAUCAGCAAAGAUACACGGGACAAGCUUGAGGCUACCGAACGGUACACGAUGGAACACCGCGGAUUGAUAGAAAUUAAGGGGAAGGGACAGAUGAAUACGUACUGGCUGACCGGGCGACGGGACAUGGGAGAGGCCAACGAGAGUAUGGUCUGUAAGUGGAGGCCACGCAAGAAAAAGACGAAAAAGCUGGACAGCUCCUUGACUGUGGAUGAGUCGACUACAUCGGUAGAGUCGUCUCGAUUGGAUAUUCAGUCCGACUUAAGUUCACGGACCACAGACGACGAUGACAAUAUCACGACAGGAAGUACAGUUUUAGUGAAGGGAAAUAUGUGCGAAAUGAAGGCUGAUUUAAAAAGCGAAAAAUCUCAAUUAAAUGACGUUGAGAAUGUAUCGGCGGCCUCUACACAAAACGAGCCAAAGGAUGAAAGUAUAAAUCUUAGGGAUACCGAUAAUGCAGUAAUAUUAUUGCCUAAAGAGGACAUAUCACCAGUGUUGAGUGAUGUACAGAUUCAAGUCACUGAAGCGUCAUCUGACGGGAUUCCUGAUACAUCAAGUUACACUUGUGAACCGGAAACACGUAAUUCUUUGUCGACCUCGAACGACAGCGUUGAGCAAUCGCCCAACAUCGUUAAUGAAAUUAAAGGCCAAAGCGAUGAGCAUUGCUUAGACGAAACAACAACAGACAUAGCAGGUAAUCCAGCAGAGGACGAAACGACAACAGACCUAACAUGUAAUCCAGCAGAGGACGAAACAACAACAGACAUAACAUGCAAUCCAGCAGAGGACGAAACAACAAAAGACAUAACAUGUAAUCCAGCAGAGGACGAAACAACAACAGACAUAACACAAACAACUUCACUGUCAACAAAUAAGAGCUGUCCGUCACUAGACAAUGCCGUCCAUCCAUUAAAAACAAUAUACGAAGAUAUUAUCACUGUGGAGCCCUAUACAUAUACAGACGUCCAAACCAAUGACGGUUUGGCCGAGUGUCAAUUCAAACAAUGA